AGUCGCUACGUAAGACGCCCUGAAGCUAUACCCUAUUCAAUUUAUUAAAGUGUACAUAGAGUUGGGCCGUACGUACAUACAAUUGACAAAGGGUCGACGGGUACGAGCGAUGUGCCAGCAUACGUCAUCAAUCUGUCUCGCUGACCCACUUUCGAGUAUUGACACAGAGUGCAACACAAUUGUACCAGAGUCGGGUAUAACGACGGAGGAUUUAUGCAUUACGAAUAGCUGAUAAUGAUGAACAAUGAGGACCAUCGAUUCUCGUACGUUAUAUUACUGUGCGCACUUGCGUGGCCGACGAGUAGAUGCGAACCUCCAGUAAACAGCUACCUCCCACCGUCUGGAUCCGGUGGCCGACCGUCCUCGCAGUAUGGACCGCCUGGAAGUAGUGGUGGCUCGUCAGGGGGCUCCCAGCCCGGAGGAGGGCCUCAGGACUCCUACUCAAACGGCCAGACCGGCCCGUCAGUUGACACACAGUAUGGUCCACCUUCAUCAAGGGGCAAUGGACAAGGUUCUCAAGGCUUUGGGUCUCCGUCACAAGGUCAAGGCGGAUUCAAUCAAGGGCGAGGCAACACACCCAGCUCACAAUACGGUGCACCGGGUCAGGGCAUCGGUCAGGGACCUAACGGAAGAGGACCAGGCGGGUCGAGUGGACGGGGCGGGCCUGGUGGUAGAGGCAGACCCCAAUCCUCAUACGGCCCACCGAGUCAGGGAGGUGGCUUUAACGGAGCAGGUUCCGGGUUCGGUCAAACACCGGACAGUUCGUAUGGCCCGCCACCCUCAGGUGGGUUUUCACCUGAUGGUCAAUCAGCCAACCAGCGGCUAGGUUCCCAAUCACCUGACUCCAGCUACUUGGCACCUGGUGCCGGUUCUCAAGGACCUGGUCAAUCUCAAGGUGGAUUUGGUGGUCCUGGUGGUCAACCGUCAUCAUCUUAUGGAGCUCCUGGCUUUGGCGGCGGAUCUAGUGGUGGUUCUGGUGGAAGAGGCAAUGGCCGUGGACCUAGCUAUGACGAUGGAGAGUCUAAUGAGCCAGCAAAAUACGAGUUUAGUUAUGACGUGGACGACUCGCAGACAGGUACUAAAUUUGGUCAUUCUGAGAAGCGCGAUGGCGACCUGGCCACUGGGGAGUAUAACGUAGUGCUGCCCGAUGGCAGGCGUCAGGUUGUCGAGUACGAAGCGGGCCUGCAGGGAUACAUGCCCCAGAUACGAUACGAGGGUGGCGCUAAUGGUGGUUCGGGAUCAGGUUUUGGCCGUGGUAAUGGCGGUUCACAAGGCGGUGGCAGCCAAGGCUAUCCUCAAGGCGGUCCAGGUGGUAACUUCCCUGGUGGUGACAGUGGAUAUCCAGGCGGCGACCAAGACCAGUCAGGGCCACAACGUUACCAAGCCCCGGGCGGUUCCGGUCAAGGAGAUGCUGGUGGCCAAGGAUUUAUGGGAUAUCCGAGCGGUAGGCCUGGUGGCAGAAAUGGUCAAGGGUCUCGCGGUCCCGGACAAGGCGGACAGCCAGGAUCAGGAGCCGAAGAUUUAAAUGGUGGUUCUAAUGGUUACCCAAGUGGAGGCCCUCAGGGUAAUGGUGGUUAUUCUAAUGGCGGUCCUAGAGGAGGCAAUGGAGGUAAUGGCGGUAAUGGAGGCUAUCCCAGCGGGGGUCCAGGAGGCAAUGGAGGAUACUCUGAUGGAAACGGUGGUAACGGGAACGGCGGUGGAUACCCGAGCGGAGGGCCCAACGGUUCUCAAGGCGGUAGAGGUCAGAACGGAGGAAGAGGGCGGCCCGGCUCUCAGAAUGGAGGCAACGGUGGCGACGAAGGCUACCCCAGCGGUGGGCCAAACGGUCCGCGGGGCUCUGGCUAUUGACGAAGAUGACAACGAAUACGGCUACUUAAUGAAAUUAACGAAACGCUUCAGUGAGUUUUACAAAACUUACAAACCUAAAUUAAUUUUAUAGCAUUGUAAAUAAAUUAUGUAAAAAGAAA
This is a messenger RNA of Trichoplusia ni (cabbage looper), 1967 nucleotides long. It is a transcript of the gene resilin, whose product is annotated as pro-resilin. Gene Ontology annotation, cellular component: extracellular matrix. NCBI's taxonomy places the organism in Eukaryota, Metazoa, Arthropoda, Insecta, Lepidoptera, Noctuidae. Bases 235 to 1848 code for a protein of 537 amino acids. The record is from RefSeq and is a predicted model, not a curated record. The transcript has 5 exons.